AUCAAGGUUCAAUGUUCAUGGCCAAACUCUGUUAGCCAUUAGGUUGACUAUAGUGCAGGUCAUUUGGUUAGAGUAUACGCAUUUGCACACAAAUGAAUCUCACUUCAGAGAGCCACAGGAUCCCUCUCAGUGACGGUAACUAUAUUCCACUCCUGGGAUUGGGCACCUAUGGGGACCUUCGAACGACACCCAGAGGCACGGCACUUGAGUGUGUCAAGCUGGCCAUCGAUGUGGGUUACAGACACUUUGAUGGGGCGCUGGUGUAUUUCAAUGAGUAUGAAGUUGGCCAAGCCAUUAGAGAAAAGAUAGCAGAUGGAACUGUGAGAAGAGAAGACAUUUUUUACUGUGGAAAGCUCUGGAAUACCUUCCAUCCACCUGAGUUGGUGAGACCAGCAUUGGAAAGGACUCUGAAAGCCUUACAACUCGACUAUGUGGAUCUCUACAUUGUCGAGCUUCCCAUGGCCUUCAAGCCUGGAAAGGAAUUUUACCCUAAAGAUGAGGAUGGAAAACACAUCUACCACCACACAGACCUCUGUGCCACAUGGGAGGCUUUAGAGGCUUGUAAAGAUGCUGGACUGGUUAAAUCUCUGGGAGUCUCAAAUUUCAACCGCAGGCAGCUUGAGCUGCUCCUCAAUAAACCUGGACUCAAACACAAACCCGUCUCUAACCAGAUUGAAUGCCAUCCAUAUUUCACACAACCCAAACUUCUGGAGUUCUGUCGUCAGCAUGACAUUGUGAUUGUUGGCUAUUGCCCACUUGGCUCCUCCAGAGAUGCUUCUUGGGUGAAUUUGAAGUGUCCUCCUAUGCUGGAGGAUGAGUUGCUGGUGUCCAUUGGGAAGAAGUACAAUAAGAGCAGUGCUCAGGUGGCUCUGCGCUUUAACGUACAAAGAGGAGUGGUAGUGAUUCCAAAGAGCUUCAGCCCUGAGAGGAUCAAACAUAACUUCCAGAUAUUUGAUUUUUCACUCACUAAGGAUGAAAUGAAAGCUAUCGAAGCUCUGAACAAAAACAUCCGCUUUGUGGAGCUGCUGAUGUGGAGUGAUCAUCCUGAAUAUCCCUUCCAUGAUGAAUAUUAAACUCAGAGUUUUCUGUGCUGUGCAUUAUUUUUUGUGCUUGAGUUUCUUAGUCAAAAUAAAGAAAAAUCAAUUUAAAAAAGGGGGGGGACACAGACUUCCAUAUUAUGUUUAGGUGCAUUUUCACUCUGAACACUAGAGGGCUCCCUGUCAUCAAAUGGCCAGUGGAUAAAGUAUGUUUGGUUCUUCAUAUAGUUCCUGCAAGAGCAGAAGGUAUGAAGGGCAACUCCAACAUCAAACAACAAAUUUGCUCUGAUUGGCCAGACUGACUGGCCUCAUCAAACUUCACUCAUCAUGUCACAAUAACACUGCUAAAACUGGAAAAACUAAAGAAAGUUUUAUUGGAACUACAAUAUUACCUACCAGGUUGACUCUUCAGCAUUUUCCAUGUCCAUGCCAGAAAAAUUAGAACAAGAACUAUAAAAGCUAUUAAAAAUACCUACAAGAGAACUUUUUUGGUCAUUGUAGGGCAAGAUGCUGGGCAAAAGUAUAAAUACCCUGACAACCUUUCAUGGGAAUGUGUACUCCAUAAGAAAAUCUAGUUUGGUAUUUUGUUGUCCAACUUCUUUAGUUAAAUCAGGGGAAAAAAAACAAAAAAAACAACAAAACAACAAAAAAAAAACUGAUGACC
Molecule: messenger RNA, 1701 nt
Organism: Melanotaenia boesemani (Boeseman's rainbowfish)
Lineage: Eukaryota; Metazoa; Chordata; Actinopteri; Atheriniformes; Melanotaeniidae
Product: aldo-keto reductase family 1 member D1-like
Exons: 9
Coding region: 93-1073 (326 amino acids)
Biological process (GO): bile acid biosynthetic process
Cellular component (GO): cytosol
Molecular function (GO): Delta4-3-oxosteroid 5beta-reductase activity; aldose reductase (NADPH) activity
Source: RefSeq, a predicted model, not a curated record